Platichthys flesus (European flounder) is the source of this 1457-nucleotide messenger RNA. RefSeq names its product tyrosyl-DNA phosphodiesterase 2-like. Gene Ontology annotation, biological process: double-strand break repair. Gene Ontology annotation, molecular function: single-stranded DNA binding; 5'-tyrosyl-DNA phosphodiesterase activity. The coding region runs from base 162 to 1046 and encodes 294 amino acids. Gene Ontology annotation, cellular component: PML body; cytoplasm. The transcript has 6 exons. NCBI's taxonomy places the organism in Eukaryota, Metazoa, Chordata, Actinopteri, Pleuronectiformes, Pleuronectidae. The record is from RefSeq and is a predicted model, not a curated record.
AAAAGAGUCCAUCGAUGCAACUACGUGGCCAGCCGCUUUUGCACUCGCAGCACUAAAAUUCGGCCUUUAGCCUUUAGCGUGUGAUCACUGCUCAUUUCAUCGAGGCUACUCAUUCUCAUCUCCUCCCUUAGAAAGCGCUGAAGUCGUUCUUUGAGGCGGACAUGGACCGAAUAUUCGAGGAUGAAGAUCUCCCAGAGAGAGACUCCUGUCCUGACACCCGGAAGAAGGAAGAAGAAAAAGGUGCAGAGCCAUGCCCAGCCUCCUCACUCAAACCGUCCGAGGAAGAUAACGGUAAACUGUCGGUGAUCUCCUGGAACGUGGACGGACUUGACACAGACAACAUUGAGGAGCGCGCCAGAGGCCUGUGUUCCUUCUUAGCCUUAUACACUCCUGAUGUGGUUCUCCUACAGGAGCUCAUUCCUCCCUACGUCCAGUACUUGAAGAAACGGGCCGUCAGCUACCUGAUCAUUGAAGGUGGUGAAGAAGGUUACUUUACUGGUAUGAUGCUGAAGAGGUCAAGAGUCAAACUGGUGGAGAGCGAGACAGUAACUUACCCCACCACGCGGAUGAUGAGGAAUCUGCUUUUAGCUCAAGUGGAUUUCAAAGGCCAGAAGCUGUGUCUGAUGACGUCUCACUUUGAGAGCUGUAAGGCCCACUCAGCGGAGCGGAUGAAGCAGCUGCAGGUGGUGAUGCAGAGGAUGAGGGAGGCGCCCGAAGAUGUCACCGUCCUGUUUGGAGGGGACACAAACCUGAGGGACCCAGAGGUGGCCAAGGUGGGCCUGCCCUCUAGUGUGUGUGAUGUGUGGGAACAACUGGGCAAGCAGGAGCACUGCCGCUACACGUGGGACACCAAAGCCAACAACAACAAGGCUGCUCCCUAUGUCAGCCGAUGCCGCUUCGACCGGGUUUACUUCCGCCCAGCAACAAAGGAUGGAGUCCCACGUCUUGCCCCCGACCACAUGGCCCUGGUGGGCCUGGAGAAGCUGGACUGUGGACGCUUCAUUAGUGAUCACUGGGGAAUCUACUGCAGCUUAUCUGCUGGGUAGAAAAUUACACAAAUUGCUAAAACAUGCAAUGUCCAGUGUUGUAUAUUCAGCUCUAACAUGGUUAUAUACAAUGAUGGCAUGUUAUUGUCGUAAAUUCAGCUACAGGAACAUUCAAACAUGGUCAAAUGUGUUAUUCCAGGUGUUAGGGUCAUUUGUCCCCCUCCUUGGAAUGAUCUCUGACCUAUGGUACAGUAUCUGGCCUGCUAAGGGAGGAGAAAAGAUUUAGCGGUUGAUUUCAACUUGAAGUUACUAAAAACAUGUCCAAAUUUAGGCAUUGACCCUAUGUGCUACGUCAUUUUAUCUAUAGAUCUGUUGUAAACAACUCCUCUUUAAAAGGUGUGAUGUCUCCGAGUCUCUAGAGCUCGUCCUGACCUGUGAAACUUCUGUGUAAUAAAUUCUGUUAUGCUGCAA